This is a messenger RNA of Schistocerca piceifrons (Central American locust), 2161 nucleotides long. Its product is annotated as nephrin-like. The transcript has 13 exons. Gene Ontology annotation, molecular function: protein binding. The record is from RefSeq and is a predicted model, not a curated record. Bases 122 to 2161 code for a protein of 679 amino acids. Lineage: Eukaryota; Metazoa; Arthropoda; Insecta; Orthoptera; Acrididae.
ACUCGCGGCCGCGCGCCGCCGCAACACCUUCUGGCAUGACUAGUCGCGCACGCCCGCUGUCGCUGUCCCUGUCGCUGCCGCCGCCGCCGUGCUGCUACUCGUCAGUGCGCCGGUGAUCGCCAUGGUGAAACCCGUGACGCCAUAUGCGACGUUCCUGUUGACGAUCGGCGCACUCACCAUGUUCGCCUCUGCCAAAGAUAUUCCGCUGAUUGACGUGACGGUGGUGGCCGGCGAGUCUGCACGCCUGCCGUGCAACAUAUCCACCAGCGACAUCGGCGACACGGUGCUACUCGUGUUGUGGUACCGCGAGGACCUCGGCACACCAAUCUACAGCGUGGACGCCCGGGAGCGCGACUUCUCGCAGGCGGAGCUGUGGUCGGACGAGCGCGAGCUGGGCCGGCGAGCCUACUUUGUUCGCUCCGGGCAGACGGCGGCGCUGGCGCUGGACCAGACGCUGCCGCGCGACCAGGCCACCUACCGCUGCCGCGUCGACUUCCGCAUCGCGCAGACACGCAACACGCGCGUCAACCUCACCGUCAUCGAACCGCCAACGCAUCUGGUGAUUCAGGAUGAGGCGGGAAACAAUCGAACAUCGGUCGUCGGACCAUACACCGAGGGAGACAGCCCUUUUCUCUAUUGUGACGUCUAUGGCGGAAGGCCCCGCCCGACGGUGGAGUGGUACCGGGACGACCGGCUGGUGACGAACAAGUCGGUGCAGGUGCCGGGCGGGCAGCUGCGCGCCGAGAUGGCCCUGCGGGCGCUGGGCCGGCAGGACCUGCGCUCCAGCCUGCGCUGCCGCGCCUACAACAACCACCGCCGACCGGCGCUCGAGAGCACCGUCGUCGUCGACAUGAACCUGCGGCCCCUGGAUGUGCGGCUGCUGGGGGUGGGGCAGCCGCUGUCUGCCGGCCGCCGCUACGACCUGCUGUGCCAGUCCUCUGGGUCGCGGCCGCCCGCCAAAAUCACCUGGUGGCUCGACGGUGCCAGACUCGACGGCUCAAAAGAGACGCUGUCCGCCGACGGCAACACGACGACCAGCACGCUGUCUUUCGCGGCGAGCGUCGACGACGCAGACAAGCGGCUGGCCUGCCGCGCGGAGAACAGCGCCGUCUCCAGCGAAGCCCUGGAGGACGGCGCGCGCCUGCAGAUACACUAUGUCCCCGUGACGACGCUGAAGCUGGGGACGUCGCUGCGGCCCGAGAGCAUCCGCGAAGGCUCCGACGUCUACUUCGACUGCCACGUGAAGGCGCAGCCGCCCGUCACCCGCGUCGAGUGGAGGCACAACGGCCGUCCGCUGGGGCCGAGCGCUUCGCGCGGCGCCGGCGUCAUCCUCAGCAACCAGAGCCUGGUGCUGCAGUCGGUGGGCCGCGCCAGCGGCGGCAACUACUCCUGCGUCGGCGUCAACUCCGAGGGCGCCGGCGAGAGCAAGCCCUUCCACCUGGACGUGCUCUACGCGCCCACGUGCAAGCCGAACCAGAGCCGCGUGAUCGGAGUGGCCAAGAACGAGCGCGCCAACAUCUCGUGCGAGGUGGAGGCGAACCCGGCGGACGUGUCCUUCCAGUGGGCCUUCAACAACUCUGCGGACAGCCAGGACGUGGCGCCGUCGCGCAUCUCGCUGGCCGGCUCGGUCAGCUACGUCACGUACACGCCCGUCACGGAGCUCGACUACGGGACGCUGCUCUGCUGGGCGCGCAACCGCGUGGGCCGCCAGCGCUCGCCCUGCGUCUUCCACAUCGUCGCCGCCGGUCGCCCUGACCCCGUGCACAACUGCUCGGUGGUGAACGCGUCCACGGACUCUCUGUCGGUGCGCUGCUCCGAGGGCUUCAACGGCGGCCUGCCGCAGUCCUUCCAGAUCGAGGUGCGAGAGGCUCAGUCGCAGCACCUGCGGGCCAACGUGUCUUCAGCGACGCCCGCCUUCAACGUGGGCGGCCUGCGACCCGGCGAGCGCUACCAGGCAUCCGUUUACGCGCACAACCCCAAGGGCCGCAGCGACCCCUUCGUCAUCACCGCGGCCACCGUGCCCGCGCCUGAGCGGCAGCUCACUGCCAGCCACCAAGAGCGGCCGCGCGGCUCGCUGCUGACUCCGGCGCUGAGCGUGGUGGCGGGCGUGGCGGCGGCCCUGCUGGUUGUGUCGCUGGUGACGGCGACACUGUAUGCUUAG